Messenger RNA from Calidris pugnax (ruff), 993 nucleotides. RefSeq names its product SIL1 nucleotide exchange factor (gene SIL1). NCBI's taxonomy places the organism in Eukaryota, Metazoa, Chordata, Aves, Charadriiformes, Scolopacidae. The record is from RefSeq and is a predicted model, not a curated record. The coding region runs from base 108 to 815 and encodes 235 amino acids. The transcript is spliced from 5 exons.
UGCUCAGAGACAGAAUUGUACGAAAUUCAAGCCACCGUCGUUCCCUCUUAAUUUUUAAUUCCUUUUCAAACUUGGCGCUGGUGGACAACGCUAAGGACUUCCUCUCCAUGGGUGGGCUCCAGCUCGUGAUCGAGGGGCUGAACAGCACAGAGGCCGCGCUGAAGGAGAACGCUGCCUUCGUCCUGGGAGCUGCUCUCUCCAGCAACCCCAAAGUCCAGGUAGAAGCCAUCGAGGGCGGCGCGCUGCAGAAGCUCCUGGUGAUUCUGGCUACAGACCAACCCCUGGCUGUCAAGAAGAAGGCUCUCUUCGCGCUGUCCUCCAUGCUGAGACACUUCCCCUAUGCCCAGCAGCAGUUCCUCAAGCUGGGCGGCCUCCAGGUCCUCAGGAGCCUCUUCAGGCAGAAGGGGAUGGAGACCCUCUACGUCCGUGUGGUGACGCUCCUCUAUGACCUCAUCAUGGAGAAGAUGCUGCUGGAGGACUCCCAGCACGGAGAUCAACCAGAAGAGAAAAUCCAGCAGUACCGGCAAGUCAAGCUGGUCCCGGCGGUGGUGGAGCAGGACUGGUGCGUGGUGGUUUCCAACCUGCUGGCCAUGCCGGAGCACGACACGCGGGAGAAGGUCCUCAAGACGGUGGGCGUGCUGAUGGCCUUCUGCAAGGAGCGCUACCGGGGGGACCAGGCCCUCAGCACCACCCUCAGCCUCCUGCGCAGCGAGUACGAGGAGCUGGCGGCGGAGGAGCAGCGGGAGGGUGACAAAGAUGGCUACUUCCAGGAGCUCCUCGGCUCCGUAAACACCAUCAUUCGGGAAUUGAGGUGAAAGGAGGUGUCGGUUGGGCUCGAUGCCAGGUGGUUCUGGGCAGCAGCCUGAGUUUUGGUGGCACCGGUGUAAACGCACUUGUGAAUAAACUGUGGGGCUGAGUGAGACCCCGCCGCUGGGCGAGGGUGCCGACAGCUUCCUCAUUAAACAUCCCCAUCUGGGGACACGUUUCCUUUUG